AUGAAUCCCGAGUUGCGAAGGCAAGUCAUCAACAUAUACAAAGAGCUGCUGGAGAUGGGAAAGCACUAUCCCCUCGGCUACGAGUAUUUCCGGCCUCGUCUACACAAGGCCUUCAUGUCCAAGGCACAUUUGAGGGACGAGGAGCAGAUCCAGCAAGGCAUCAAGAGAGCCGAGUUUGUCAAGAAGGAAAUCGAGGCGCUCUACUUUCUCAAAAAGUACCGUUCAAUGAAGCAGCGCUACUCUUGA
Capronia epimyces CBS 606.96 is the source of this 246-nucleotide messenger RNA. RefSeq lists its product as uncharacterized. The coding region runs from base 1 to 246 and encodes 81 amino acids. Gene Ontology annotation, biological process: respiratory electron transport chain. The record is from RefSeq and is a predicted model, not a curated record. Lineage: Eukaryota; Fungi; Ascomycota; Eurotiomycetes; Chaetothyriales; Herpotrichiellaceae. The transcript has 2 exons. Gene Ontology annotation, cellular component: mitochondrion.